AUGGAAGCUCAGACGCUAGCUGAGGCUGGAGCAUCGCAGCCGCCUCUAGCAGCCGUCGUAGAAUCAGACAACAACGAAGGGUCUAGCUCGCCAAAAAGACGGCGGAAGACGAGAGCGUGCGAUAGGUGUCACCGAAGCGGUAUCAAGUGUUCCGCUGGUACAGUCCCAGAAGCCUGUGGACCAUGCGCGACCUACGGUGCGAACUGUACUUACGACCGACCUGUCAAGCGCCGAGGUCCUCCUCCAAAGAAUAUAGAACCACAUCGCCGGACUCCGCUACCUCAGGGAGCCGAUCAUGGCCACGCCGGCCGAGAUUGGGCCUACCAAACGGUCGCGCCGCACCAUGUCAUCGAGGAGCUCAUCGCGUUCUACGCGGCCGCCAUCUAUCCAAUACAAGCGUACUAUCAUCUCCCGACGCUCAUCGAUCGCGUCCAAGUCGCAGACUACGUCCACUCUCGCCCGUUCUUCGUGGACCUCAUGUCCCUGUGCGCUCUCACGGCCGCUAGAAUACGAGAUGGCGCUAGUCUGCCCUCCCAUCCGAUCACAAAAUACAUGACGAGUGUGCCUUCGGAGGUCUUCAACCAAGCGGCACAAGACGCAUUCCCUACCGACCUGGGCGCGGCGACAGAGUUCGAGUACAAGCGUGCCAAGAGCAACAUGGCCUUGCUGUGCAUUCAGUACGGGGAUACGAGGGGUCUGCAGCGGCACCUGGGGGACUACUGCACGCUAAGUGCGAUGGACGGGUUUCAUCUUGAGAGUCGGUGGCCUGCGGGAUUGAGUAUGAUCGAAGUGCAGGAGCGGAGAAGACUGUUCUGGGCGACCUACCAACUGGACGUGUACAAUUCUUGCACCUGGGGCGCGACUGUCCGGCAUCGCGAAUCCGAAACGACCGUCCUCUACCCUGCUGAAAUCAUCUCGGAUGACGACGUCACGGUCGACACCGUCCGCCUACCCCCUUCUGCCGCUCAGUCCAGCAGCAACAGACCAGGCGGAGUCGUGUCGUGGGUCCACGGCUGGAAUUUUGUCUCUGAUCUCUAUCGCAUCCUCGAGCACGCAAUCGAGCGGGUACGGAUACGGCGUAAUGGAUCUGGCGGGGCGGCGGUCGGUCCGGAUGAAGAUGGGGGGACGGGCAUGCGGGGACAAGGCGGACCUGUAUCGGCAUUGUAUGAGAGGGGAGUGGGGCCGGCGCAGACGGAGAUACUGGAUUUGGUCAGGAAGAUGUACGCCGAGUUGCCAGAGGAGUUGAGGGUGGCGGCGCCGCUGGGAGACGAUGACAACAGGAAUAGGCUAGGCUUCCAGUCCACGAACAUCAUCAUCACCCUGCAAACGCUCAAAAUGGUUGUUGCGGGUAGUGGAGAAAACAGCAUCAGUCAACGCUGCGGUAUCGCCGGAGACCUCCUUGAUGCCAUAUCCAACGUUCCUACAGCCUACAUCUACGCGUGCAGCGCUCCUAUUCUGCACCACCUAGCUGGAAUAGGCCACCUCCUCAUCCCCCUCUCCCAAGAACCUCGAUCUCGUACCCUCAACCAGUGGGCCUAUCUCCAGGUCCGGAACUGCCUCUUAUCCAUGGCCGAGAUGCUGUCGGGCCUCGAGUCGGUGCUGUCGCGUACGGCUGGCAUAGCGGAUCGGCUCCGAGCGCACAUCGAGCGGAUCGACCGGGUGAUGGAGGAAGCUGCCAAGGAAAGAGAGGGGAGAGGCGUCGUCCAUGCACUGCGGCGGACAGGCAGUAGGGCGGAGGAGGCUGGGCGACCUGGCGGGGACGGAAGGGGCGCGAAACGUGGGGAAGCGGGGCGGCGAGGAAUGUCGGAGCGGCAAGGGGAGAGUGCGACAAGGAGUACGACAACACCAUUACCGCCGGCAUCGGCCUCGGCUACGGCAUCCACCUCUUUCCAUCCCGACACCUCAUUCCAUCCCAACUCCACUGCAGGCUUCGACCUCUCCUCCAUCGACUUUGAUGCACUCCAGCCUGCACAUAACGCUCCAUACGCUGGUCCACCCAUCGACCCGGUUCUCCUCGCUACCCUCGCCAGCGCCGCCACCGGGCAUACCUCCGAGCAGCUUGGCGGAGAUCCCAGCGCGAACGGUAAUGCCUCCGGGCAGGUGCAGUACCCGGGCGAGAUGCUCCAGGGCGAGGAAGACCUCUUUGCCGGCUGGCCUUUCAAUCUCGGCAAUGCGUUCGAGUUCCUAGGAUCCGAAUAA
Dioszegia hungarica is the source of this 2199-nucleotide messenger RNA. RefSeq lists its product as uncharacterized. NCBI's taxonomy places the organism in Eukaryota, Fungi, Basidiomycota, Tremellomycetes, Tremellales, Bulleribasidiaceae. The transcript has 9 exons. Gene Ontology annotation, molecular function: DNA binding; zinc ion binding; DNA-binding transcription factor activity, RNA polymerase II-specific. The record is from RefSeq and is a predicted model, not a curated record. The coding region runs from base 1 to 2199 and encodes 732 amino acids. Gene Ontology annotation, biological process: DNA-templated transcription; regulation of DNA-templated transcription.